Messenger RNA from Adineta steineri, 262 nucleotides. The record is from the annotation of a GenBank genome assembly. NCBI's taxonomy places the organism in Eukaryota, Metazoa, Rotifera, Eurotatoria, Adinetida, Adinetidae.
AUGGCAAUAAAUCUCAACAAUACAACAGCUAUCGACUCAUUCAUUGCCGGAUUUAAUGGCACAACUCAAUUUAAUGGUGCUUCAUGGAAAACGUCAUAUCCACCUAUUAUUGGAUCAGGUCCGGUGGAAUCUCACGAUCUACCUUUUUUUGAAUAUGGUAACUUAGGUCAGUUGUACGAUAUACGAGUUAUUUAUUAAUACUUAUCGAUUUCUCUUUAUAAUUUUAUUUUUCUUUUGAAAUUAGACCGUAAGGCUUUAGCAA